Staurois parvus is the source of this 1161-nucleotide messenger RNA. Lineage: Eukaryota; Metazoa; Chordata; Amphibia; Anura; Ranidae. The record is from the annotation of a GenBank genome assembly.
AUGGACAAGGAAAGUAACAAGCUUAUGGAGAGGAUAUUAAACCUCACUCUUGAAAUCAUCUACCUAAUGACCGGAGAGGAUUACAUUCUAGUGAAGAAGACAGCUUGUGAAUAUAUGACACCCAGUAGUCAUCCCUGUAUGUCAGGAAGAUGUAGUAGGAGCGAACACCGCAUCAUGGAGCCUUUACAUCAGUCUCUGAUACCGAAGAUAACCAAUGACGCAAAGAUUCUGGAAGUUACCCAGAAGAUCAUUGAGCUGCUGACGGGAGAGGUUCCUAUAAGGUGUCAGGAGGUCACUGUCUAUUUCUCCAUGGAGGAGUGGGAGUAUAUAGAAGGACACAAGGAUCUCUACAAGGACGCCAUGAUGGAGAACCGGCCGCCCCUCACAUCACCAGGUACAACCUUCCCGUGUUCUGAGGGUGGCGAAUGUUUUACCCAAGAAGAGGACCUCACCUUACACCAGGGAAGCCACCAAGGGGAGAAGCCAUAUUCAUGUCACGAAUGUGGCAAAUGCUUUACCCGGAAAAGAAAUCUAAUUUCACAUCUAAAUUCUCACACGGGGGACAAUCAAUUUUCCUGUGCGGAAUGCGGGAAAUGUUUCCCUCAGAGGGCCAGACUUUUUAUACACCAGAGGACUCACACGGGGGUGAAACCUUACUCGUGUUCGGAAUGUGGGAAAUGUUUCAUCCAGCGAGUCCGGCUCCGAUCGCACGAAAGAACUCACACGGGGAUGAAGCCGUUCUUUUGUGCCGAAUGUGGGAAAUGUUUCGCCGAACGGUCAAAUCUGAACGCCCAUCAGAGCUGUCAUGCUGGGGUGAAGCCGUAUUCAUGCUCUGCAUGCGGGAAGAGUUUCCACCAGAGGCGAUAUCUUAUUUCCCACGAGAGGACUCACACAGGAGAGAAACCGUUUUCCUGCACUGAAUGCGGGAGAUGUUUUGCUGACAGAUCAACUCUAGCCAGACACCAGAGGACUCAUUCAGGGGAGAAGCCGUUUUCUUGUGCCGUGUGCGGGAAACGUUUCACUCAGAAAUCAAAUCUUAUUACGCACGAAAAAGUUCACACGGGGGAGAAGCCGUAUUCAUGUUCCGAAUGUGGGAAAUGUUUUUCUCGAAAAUCCUAUCUUAUCAGCCACGAAAAGACUCAUAGAGGGGCGAAGUCCUAG